ACACCGUCCCCUGAGCAGCCUCCGGUUCCUCCAGCCUCCUGUUCGCCUGCCUUGCACCGCCUGAAGUCUCAGUUGGUCUCCGUGAGGGAGAAGAUGAUGCGGGCAGUCGUCUUUUGCAGCAGCAUCUUGCCUUUGCACCUUUUGCUUUGCGUCCAUUCCCUGCCAGUGCACGAACGCAGGUACAAACAGUUACAGGGAUGGCCUCAUAGCAACAAGAACAUGGGACUGAAGAAGAAAGCAAGACAGGAACAAGCAACACUAAAUGAAGAGCAUCAUUUGAAGUCACUUGUGGUUCCCAAAAAUCAUACAGAGUUUUGGAAUCGUCCUCGGUGCGGAGUCCCGGAUUAUCCUAACUUCACACAGGCAGGUUUGUCAUACUACAACCUGAAGAGGAUUCAGGGAGGGCUGAGCAAACAGCAACGCAGAAAGAGAUUUGCACUCUUUGGCGGGCGCUGGGACAAGACCCAUCUCACUUACAAGAUUGUUCGUUUUCCGUGGCAGAUGAAUGAGGGCAAAGUACGGCGCAUCUUAGAGGAAGCAUUUAGUAUUUGGAGUGCAGUGACUCCUCUGACAUUCAGAGAGGUCGUCUCAGAAAAAGCUGACAUCAUCAUUGACUUCAACAGGUACUGGCACGGGGAUAGCUUACCAUUUGAUGGUCCGGGGGGAAUCCUUGCCCAUGCCUUUUUCCCCCGAACACAUCGAGAAGGAGAAGUCCACUUUGACUAUGAUGAGCAUUGGACAGUGGGCAACGAUGUGGGCACAGAUCUCCUUCAAGUGGCAGCUCAUGAGUUUGGUCAUGUCCUGGGCCUGCAGCAUUCUCUGGAGCCUGAUGCCGUGAUGUGUCCCUUCUACAGUGCCUCCUACCCUCUGCAGCUGAGCGAGGAUGAUAAGAGGGGCAUUCAGUAUCUGUAUGGCCCCCGUAGGCAAGACCCACCUGAGGUGGCUGAGACCAAUGAGAUUGACAUCGGAGUGCCGGAUGCCUGCAGAACAACCUUCGACGCUGUGUCCAUAAUCAGGGGAGAGCUCUUCUUCUUUAAGUCUCAGUAUGUUUGGCGCAUUCGUGAUGGGCAGCUCCAGGCUGGUUACCCCGCCUUGGCUUCGCGCCACUGGAGUGGUAUUCCUGACUACAUUGAUGCUGCAUAUGAAGACAAGUCCGGCAACAUCUGGUUCUUUCAAGGUGAGAGCUACUGGGUGUUUGAUGCUGAGAGGAAGAUAACAGGCCCAGACUCAGUGCGGCGGCUUGGACUCCCCGUCACAGAUAUCCAAGCAGCUCUAAAAUGGGAAGAGAACCAUGUCCAAAAAGUCUACCUCUUUAAGUCCUCUGCUUACUGGGCCUUCAAUCCUCAGGAGAAUCGAGUUGACAACAUUUACUCUCACAGCGUACAUGAGUGGCGCGGCGUGCCUAGCCAGAUUGAUGCAGCCUUUCGAGACAAAUAUGGCUAUGCCAUUUUCCUGAGUGGGCUAUACUACUGGAAGUUUGACCCUGUGGCACUGAAGGUGGUAGAAGGCUACCCCCGCAGCAUUGGCAUGGAUUUCUUUGGCUGCAAAGCUUUCCCGUAUGAAUAGGUUCAUACAUCUAUCAAACUGCGUAAGUGUAGGGAUAUUUCUGAAAACCUCCCUGUAUUUUACAUUCUGGUUUUACUACAAAAAUGCAGUUAAUGUUUUUCACUGAAAAUCUAUAACAAAACAUUAGCCAAGAAAAAACAAAUUGCAUUCAAAAUACACAUAGAUUUAAUGUGUAUUCAGUCCCUCCAGGAUUUUGCAGGCUUCUAUGGGAUUUCAUUGCAGCUUUUCUAAAAAAUGAGAAAAUGAAAAUUGCAAAGGUGAACAGUUAUAUUUGUUAAAUCCAAAGCGAGAUGUUAUGAAAUUAAAAGUGUCCUGUUAUGAGUGUUCAUAAUAAUCUGACCAGAAAGGCUCUGGAUUAAAAGCAUUGUAACACAAUAUACUUCAUUUGUACAUGAAGAAAUGCACCUGUGUAGAUUUUAUUUCACAAAGCAGACAAUUUCCUGUAAGGUCUAAAGGAAGCAAUCACAAAAUUAUAAUAUGUUGAAGUGCACUUUUUAUUUGAUGAACCUCCCAAAAAAACAAAAUGUCUGAUUAAAUUUGCACAAAAUGUUGGGGUAAGACCAUGCAGAAUUUAUAGGGAUUGGUGUUAAUGAGAUUUGUGUUAAUGUUGCAUUUUUCCUGGAGGGACUGUCAUUGUUAUUCUGCUGUAUGUGUUGUGUAAAGUGUGCAGGACCAGAAAGGAGUUUGUUGAUUUGAGAUGAGCAUAAACAUUUGCAGACUGCUGGUUUAUAUUGUGGUAAUAGAUGAUGGUAAUCCACCACUAACAUCAACACCAACCUAUCUUAAUAUAACACAGUGACAUGUCUCUUUACACUAAACCCACAGCUGCACUGAUAUCUGAGGGUUUAUGAGCCAAAAAUUGAAAAAGUAGCUGGCAGCUGACACACAUUUGAUUUCUACUAUUUUGACCUGUCCAUCACGCAGAAAAGACUGGAACAGAGAGGGAGAGUGACAGGAAAUGAACAUGGUUAUAAGCAGUACAUUGUGUACAAGAUUUAAACAAAAAAAAAAAUCUAAUUCAGUUACAGUUACUCUGAUAGACGUCAUAGAAACAGUGCCGUCACAAACACUGUGAAUGUAAACAUAA
Messenger RNA from Sphaeramia orbicularis (orbiculate cardinalfish), 2653 nucleotides. Its product is annotated as stromelysin-3-like. Gene Ontology annotation, cellular component: extracellular matrix. The transcript has 8 exons. Lineage: Eukaryota; Metazoa; Chordata; Actinopteri; Kurtiformes; Apogonidae. Gene Ontology annotation, molecular function: zinc ion binding; metalloendopeptidase activity. Gene Ontology annotation, biological process: proteolysis; collagen catabolic process; extracellular matrix organization. The record is from RefSeq and is a predicted model, not a curated record. The coding region runs from base 94 to 1566 and encodes 490 amino acids.